This is a messenger RNA of Oncorhynchus mykiss (rainbow trout), 3533 nucleotides long. The record is from RefSeq and is a predicted model, not a curated record. Lineage: Eukaryota; Metazoa; Chordata; Actinopteri; Salmoniformes; Salmonidae.
UCAAUACCCUGUAUGUGUGUUUUAAUGAACGUUUGAGUUUUAACGAGUACAUUUAGCAUUUAGCGUAGCGCAUUUGCAUUUCCAGGUGCCUAGUUGAGACAUCUGCGUCUCAGAUAGGAGCAACUGGUUUUAACGUUAGUUUCAUUAGCUUGCACUAUCUUUUGGUUUAAAGUAAUUAACGUCAACAUUAAUGAUAUACUGGUAGUCAUGUUAGUCAUGUUAGCUAACAUUAGCUAGCUUGGUAAAUCAUUCCUGCAUUAACUGGAAAGGGAAGACAGUAUGCUAAUGUCUCGUAACCAAUAUCAACCUGACACUUUGCAUCUAUAAACUAUGUUUUAGUUGCUAAUUACUAAACUAUUUACCAAGUGGUUAAAUGUAUUUUUCAGCUGCUAAUAUAAGCGCAGACAUGCUUCCCAGCCUCUCUAAGGAGGAUUUACAUGAUCUCUUUCCCAGGCCAGAGCACUUCUUCAGAAGGAGAACCAUUUGGAGACUUACUCAUGGUGAAAAUGAGGGUCAAGAAUCAGACCUGUGUAGACCAGGCACCUCCUCUGGCACCUGUGAUUUCAGCCCCACUACUACCCCCUUUCCCUCCUCCUACUCCUCCAGAAAUCUGUGAAGAAGCAGCUUUUGAAAAGGAAGAGGCCACGAAGAAAGAGGCCACGAAGCCUUAGCUUUCAGAGCAGCCAGGAGAUGUCCACUGAUGAGACUUUGAUCUUGAAGAGAUCCCCACAAUCUAGAUGUAGCACCCCAGAGGUUGAACGGUUGGGUGAACCAGGCGAGACCUUAUAAAAUUCUACAGGAGAUGUACAAAACCAAGGCCAGACCAUACCAGAAGGAUGUUUCCCUGCUCCUGGACCUUGAAUUCCAAGCAAGACGGGCCUUCAUCGACUCUGAUGCUACUAAGGAACAGGACAGGCCUACCAAAAUACUUCAAGCGUAUCCCUGCUUCAGAGAACUGGAUCAUGUUAUGGAUGAGCUCCGGCGGAACCUCGAUCGAGGGAACUCCCGCUUCGUACCUGAACUGAAGACCCUCUGGGGGACCUUUUACAACAAGGCACAGUUUUAUGGAGUGCUCAAAAAGGUCAUGAAGCCACCGCUGCUGGACAAAGUGAAGCUCUCAAUUGCCUUGAUGAGGCUUUACCAGACAUGUUCCCAUCACCUGAGGCUCCGACGAAGAAGUUACAUCCUUGAGUCUGCAGAAGACCCCAACACCUUUCUUCAGGCAAGACCACUCUUCAGCCCUGUCGUGAUUGUCUGCAAAACCAACUGCAAUCUUGGAACCAUGCCUGUGGUGACCUUCCCAAAAGAGAACAUCUAUGCCAGCGUGACGUAUCUCAUGGCGUGUUAUUACGCCUUUCACCUCACAUAUCCUAAGUGCAUUGCGACACUCCUCUCUGUGCUGUAGACAGAAGUCUUCUCGGACCCCAUCCACGACCAGGACAUGAAUUCUUAAAAAAUAAAAGGCUAUGGCCGAGUGGAAAAGGUUCAUUACUGACUAGGGUUGCACAAUAAAAAAUAACACAAUUCUGGUCCAGAUAACAGAACUGUGUGUAUCAGCCGAUCCGAUAACCUUUAGUUAAUAGGCAGGGAGUUUGUUGUUUAUUAUAAGGUUUAAAGCACUGUUACGUUUGUUAUCUUGCCAUAGGUCUUACCUUUUCAUUUUCACAUUGACCACCAAUGGCCUUUGUUGUUGUUGUUUUUGCAUCCUUUGUUCUGCCCAUAUGCAGCCUCUGGAUAUAUUGAGUCCUCAAUAAAGAAUUGAAAAGAAAUUCUUAAAGACAUUCUUUCUUUAAGCAAGCCAAUCUUAUUUCUAGUAGUAGUACAAGUACAUUUAUCUUAGUCAGGAUUACUUAAUUUAAGCACAAUAUUCAAUUCCAGGGUAUAUGGCCUCAUUUCAAGACGAUUGCAAUAGCAAAUUUAAGCGCAUUUUCCUACAUAUUGAGAAAAUAAUUCUUAAAUCUUUUCUUUGUAUCCAGACAUAUGUACAUGUUUUUAGUGUAGCUGUACUGGUUUUAAGAUAUAUUUACGAAACAUAUAGCCUUAUUUCAAGAUGAUGGCACUAGCAUUUGCUAAAUUUAAGCACAUUUUCCUACAUAUUGAAAAAUGAUUCCUAAAUCUUUUCUUUGUAACCAGACAAAUGACUUGUUUUUAGUCUGGCCGCACUGUGUGUUCUUUGAGAAUAAAUAUUUUUACUUGUUUUAAAAAUCUUGGCAAGUAAAAUUUUCCUGUUCUGUUGUCAGAUCAUUUUGUUUAUUUUAAGUAAUAUUUCCCCCAUUUUAUUGCUUUUUUUUACUUGUUUUUUCUUAAGAGCUGACUUUUUGCAGUGAUGUUGAUGUGAAUAAUAUUUAUUGGUCCAUGGUGUGUAAUGACGAGCAACCAGCUGCUGCACUUGACACAUUUAUGAAAUUGCUUAUCCCAGAUACUAAUAAGCAUGCACCCAUUAAGACAAUUACUGUGGAUUGAUAAGGAAUUGAAAAAUUGUAUAGUUGAGAGGUGUCAUGACUUGCCAGUCCUGUGCUGGAGAUUAAAGAUGCCGGCUAGGCAAAGGUCUGAACCCCACCCCCAACCUCUCCUGGGGCUGUUGGCCAGUUUUAUGAUGGUCAGCAAUACCUUUCCUUGCCAGGCAGUAGUUAUGGGGAAACAGCCUUUUUGUUACAGAGAUUUCCCAGUAGAACAAAUGAUCUUUUCCCGCCAAGACUCCAACAUCCCAAAAAUGGAGAAUGAAACAAUAUUUAUAUUAUUAGAAUAUUUAAUGCUGGAAAUGGUCAUUGGAGACUAAACUAACCCUCAUGUCGAAUUAGUUUUUUUAUGUUGUGACAUCAUGAAAGACGGUAGAAGCACAUAACUGUAUCUCUGUUUAUCUACUCUUCUCAAUUAUGAGGUUUGCAUCUGAAUGUUGUAUAAAAUUAAUGAUUAAGUAUCAGAAUACUUUUGAAAAGAUAGAACUGUGACUUUAGUCUUCUAAAUGAGAAAGUGUUUUUUCAUGUAAUUUUUAUCCAGUCAAUAAUCACGCCCACGUGAGCACAGACAUUAUGCCAAACGUAAUGGAACGCCCUUUUCCCCCAAGUGUGUAAAAGGACUUUCUGAAGAAUUAACAUUUUAGACCAGUUACGUGCAGCGCCAGCUGAAUACGUUAUAAAUGGUUAAGAAAUCUACCACUCUAUAGACCAAGCAGACUGAGGUGUAUAAGGACAUGGCAAUCUCUGGUGGCCGAACCAGAGUCGUACACUCAAGAUCUCCGUGACUAAAGGAUUUGGACGAUCAAUGACAGCUCAAUCGUAAAUAUGUAAAUUGCAUUCCUUUUACCAAAUGAGCGGUUAUUGGAGUGCUUAAGAUUUUGUAUUUCCCAAUGUCCGAUAGAUUAACUUCUUUGUCUCCCUUCCUCCCCCGUGCUCUCUCUGAAUUCGCCAUGAUGUUAUAACCAAACUGUCCUGUUUUGUUACUCUUCCAGAGACUAUUUACUGUAUAAUGUUGGUCUGUAUUUGUAUAUUCUGUAAUUGUUUUAUUAAUUAGUAAAUAAAUAAUUGAGCCUA